Messenger RNA from Gigantopelta aegis, 4550 nucleotides. RefSeq names its product trimethylguanosine synthase-like. Bases 327 to 4142 code for a protein of 1271 amino acids. Gene Ontology annotation, biological process: 7-methylguanosine RNA capping; 7-methylguanosine cap hypermethylation. The record is from RefSeq and is a predicted model, not a curated record. Gene Ontology annotation, molecular function: RNA cap trimethylguanosine synthase activity. The transcript is spliced from 11 exons. Lineage: Eukaryota; Metazoa; Mollusca; Gastropoda; Neomphalida; Peltospiridae. Gene Ontology annotation, cellular component: nucleus.
ACGUGAUAAACAAUGGCGGCCAGGGGUCGAAGUACCCGUAUGUUCGGUUCCGAGAAUAGGCUUAAUGCCUUGGGCAGGUUAACCUCACAAUGUGCUUGCACUCGAGGUUAAUCUAAAUUGUGAGUAGCCCAACUUCCCAAGUACUCUGCUGUUCGAGAUCUAGACAGAUAUUUGGAUGGUUAUGAUCACUCUCUGAGACAGAGACAUCUCUAUGGUGAAAACACGGAAUGACUGCCUAUUUCUAUCUAUAGUUCUCUCUCUCUCUCACUCUCUCGCUCUGUAAAAAUUACAUAAUGUACUAAGUAGUGAAUUUGUUUACUGAUUAAAUGUUGUUUUGUUUUAGAAAAAUGUGCUACCAGUGGAGUCACAUUGCUGAAGUACGGUUACUGCACAGUGGGGUUGGUUUAGAGGAAUGUCAGUAUAUCCAAUGUCAGUGUACCAGAGCAUUCAUACGAGACAAUGAUCUGUGUAAGCUUGGUCAGGUUGGUGAAGAUGAAAGCCAGGAUUCUGAAGAGUCGAAUGAAGAAAACUUUGACACCUCGCACAUCGUCAGUAAGCUUGCUGAUGAAAUGACUGGAAAACCCAUUUCAGAUGAAGAAGAUGAAGACGUGAUAUUAAUGCGACAGAUGGGACUUCCUGUUUAUUUUGGAGGACAAAGCACUCCUAAAACUGAUUGCUCUGGUAAACACACCGCUACAUCAAGAAGCAAAAGGAAAAAACGGAAAAGCAACAAAAAGAGAAACUCUGAAUAUUCUGAAGAAACUACAGAAGAGGCUGACGAGACAUUUGAACAUUAUUACAGAGAAGUUGUUGAUGACAUUUACAUAAACAAUCAACCAGCAGGAGUUGAACCCUGUGAUUCUAAUCCACCUGAGUUGUUUAGUCGUGUUGAAGGUCACGUUUUAGAUGACACUGACACCAGCGGCUUGCCUACUGAUAUUCCUGAUGUUGAAACGGCCUGGCAGGAAUUCUGGGCAAAGUAUGGGGAGAUGGUUGUGUGGCAGGGCUGGGUGGCUAAAUAUCCAGACCAUGUUGACUAUGACAAGCUAACAGUGGUGCCAUCUGUUGUGGAGGUGGAGAUUACCACAGAAGUUGAUCCAGGUAAUGAGAUGGCAGGUUCUGAGGAAGGUGGUUGUGAACAAGUUGAACAAAACAUUGACAGUGGUGGUGUUGAUAUUGGGGCUGAAAAUACAGACGAUCUAUCCAGUCAGAUUUCAAUGAAUAAUAUGGACAAAGAUUGUUCACCUGAGGAAAUGAAAAGCAAAUCAAUCCAUCUUAGUUCAGAAAAUGAAAUAAUAGCAAAUUCGAGUGACACGAAACAUAACAAAGAUGACUGCAAUAUUGAGGAAGGGAAAAUAGAGCUUUCCAGUGCUAGAAACAAAGUGACAGCAAAUGGUAACAACAGUGAAAAUCAUAAUGGGGAAGAUGAUGCCAUUAUAGGUAGUACAGCAGAAAUGCUUGAUAGUCAUGAUAAUGAAAUGUUGGAAAAUGCUGUUGGAGAGAGUGACAUUGGUGUGUCCCAGACAGUAGAUGGCAGUGUACCAUGUUCUCUGACACCGAGGCUUAAAUCUAGUGAUAACUUGGCUGGCUUCAACCAGGCUAUUGAGUCCACCAUGAGGAAUCGAACUGAGCAGCCUAUGUCUGAAGCAGACUCUUCACAGAAUGACUCUUCUUUCAGACUUGCCACAGAGAACAACAGAAUCAACGAGAACACGGAACUUGUGCACAUGAUGCACAGCUAUGCUGGCUGUUUCUUUGAGUCAAGCUCUCUAGUCGGUCAGGACCAGGACCAGGGGGAGGGUUCCAAAAUCACUGAUGAUCUGGUAGAUGAUGGUGGACAGAAUCAGAACUAUGACCAGAUGUGGCAGGAGCUGUGGGACGAACACUACACAGAGAUGUAUUGGUAUCACUGUAACAGAUUCGCAUCAUGGUUUAACGAAAGUGUCGCAAGCUAUCUGGCUUUCCAGGAUGGUCUUGCUGGUCAGUCCAUCUCUGAAGAAAGACUAGAUACCUGUGAGGCAUUGGAAACGAACCAAAACAACUGUAAUUUAGAUACUGAAACAAAUCAAACAGAAGAAACACAGGGUAUUUGUGAAGCACUAGAUGGAAAAGAAACAGAUGUGAUGAAAGAUAAAUGUACUUUCCAUGAAGAAGUGAACAAGAAUUAUAAUAACUGUAAUUUGGGUAGUGGAACAGAUAUCAUGAAAAACAAAUGUUUAAAAGAUAUGCUUGCAAUGCCAAAUCAGCAAGCCUCUUCACUUGUUUCUGCUUUUGGGACUGAUUCUACCACAGAACAGGCAGAGGGUGGUUCUAAUCGGAGUAAUACAGAAUUUGACAAUACAUCUAUGCUUCAGAAUCGGUUUUUCCAUUUAGACAUAAGUUCACAGUUGAGGCAGUGUCAAGAUGGUGCUUCAAGUGGACUGCUGCACAGAGAUCACAUUGAUCAUGAGGUGAGAGUCAAAGGCAAAGAUGCAGAUACAAGUUCUUUUGAGGAUGGAAUGAUGACUGACCAACCAAACAUGGGGGAAAGAUCUCAGACAAAUGAGUCGGGUGAUGAAAGAUCAGAGCCCACAGAUGGUAGAUCAGGAAAGCGAAAACAUAAGAAGCAUUCCUCACAAAGAAAUAACAUUCAGGGCACCAGUAUAUCACAGAGUUCAACAAGUCAAAGUGGGAAUUACGUGCAGGGAUCAAGGAGCCUUGGAGGAGGUGAUGGAGGGGAUGAGGAGCCACCGGAUGAGAUUCCAUUCAAACUGCCCAGAAGUCAUGAAAAUGAUUUUGAAGAAGUUCCUAACACAGAGAAGAAAGACGUAAGAGAAACUCUUCAGUCAUUUGGAUUUAAACUGAGUCCUGACGUUGACGGCAAACAACCUGUUUCAGUUAUCAAAAGUGGACAAGUAACUUUAAAGAAUCCAAAAGUUCACCAGCAGACUUCUAGACUAAAUCUGGGCAACAAGCCAACCAACAUGAUGUUUGACAGUGAGGGAAAACCGAUCAAUUUUCGGGAAAAUAGAGCUGUGAAAAAAGCUAAAUCUUUCUUGGAAGCGGUCAAAGAAAGUGACAAACAAGCAGACACAAAAGUUAAUGACCCAUCAAAUCCAUUUGUAAAUGUUGGCGUAGAUUGUGAUUCUGAAUUGGUGAUGAAUGGUGAUUCUAGUGAUAAUCAGAAGUUAGCAGAUGCUGAAUUAGUGAAAAAUGAAGACUCUAGUGACACAUCAUCGCAGACGGCACAGUUAGUGGGGAAUUCUAAUUCUGUUGACUCGUUGCCAACAACUGAACAGUUAUCUCAGGAUGUUAUUAAUUCAGCAAAAGACUUAUCAUUCUCAAGCAAUGACUUUCCAGCAGAUGAAUCAGACAGAGUUGCUGUUGAUUACUCGGACACAAUGUUUGACAUUCUAAAACAAGAUCCAGAGGAUCUGUUGCCUAAGGAACCAAGUGCUCCGGUGCAGAGGAAGGAAAAGAGGAAAAAGAAGAAGAGACGGUUGAAACGUGUACCAGUCCCCUUGGAGAUCUCGUCGGAUGAAACGAUGAGGAAGUACUGGGCCCAGAGGUACAGGCUGUUCUCAAGAUUUGAUGAAGGAAUCGAACUGGAUCGAGAGAGCUGGUUUUCCGUUACCCCGGAGAAAAUAGCAGAACAUGUGUCUGAACGAUGCCAAUGUGAUGUGAUUGUUGAUGCAUUCUGUGGAGCAGGAGGAAACACCAUCCAGUUUGCCUUCCAGUGUGAAAGAGUAAUUGCAAUUGAUAUUGACCCCGAGAAGAUUGCGCUGGCGAAACACAAUGCUGCCGUGUAUGGUGUUGAUGACCGAAUUGAAUUCAUUGUGGCUGACUAUCUGCAAGUGGCACCCAGCCUGAAGGCAGAUGUUGUGUUUCUGAGUCCACCAUGGGGAGGACCUGAGUAUCUCGACGCGGAGGUCUUCGAUCUCGAAACCAUGAUAGAACUCGGUUCAACAAAGAUAUUUGAAGAGACGAGGAAGAUCACAGACAACAUUGCUUUCUUUGUUCCAAGGAACGCGAACAUGGACCAGUUGACAGCACUUGCUGGACCUGGUAAACAAGUAGAAGUUGAGCAGAACUUUCUCAACACAAAGCUGAAAACUGUGACUGCAUAUUUUGGAGAACUUAUCCUGGAUGGAAAAAAACCUUGAGAACAAUAUAAACCUCGAUUUAGUGCAAUUAUGAACAUACAUGUACCAGUAGCAGUUAAUGUUGCAUUGACAUCUGAUGUCAUAUUUUGCCACAUUAAGAGCUUUGUGCAACAUAAGAAUGCAGGCAUGCAAUGGUGAAUCAUUUAAAGAGUGGUGUUAAAAGGUUUGUACUCAUCUGUUGCAAAUUUCAGGCACAUAAAUGCUGUCUAAAUUGGCAGUUUUGACAUUAGGGGACUACUUUCUCUGUUGGUGGAAAUAUGGCAUGUUAAUGCAAAAUUAGAUGUGAAACAUGGACACUUUAAAUAAAAAGAUUCAUAUUCACUCAAAUUCAUUUGUAUUGAAAAAACAUCAUUUUAGUUUUUAAAGAUUUUUAUAUUAAAUGCCAGAUAAAAAUGUCUGUUUUAUGUA